CGUGUAUCGAUCGACUUAUGUAACAUUUCAGCUGAUCAGUCAUUGCAUUUGAUUGGACAGCUUACACUUUUCUGUGAAUUCACCAGAUUUGACUGUAAUUAAAUUUCCAUUAACCCACAAGUUUCUAUCUAGAAAUAACACAUUCAUCUUGUGUGGCAUAGGAUUAGCAAGAGCCAACCGGCCGUCAAUAUAUAAAUGGAGCAUCCACCCGUCCCAUUGUCCUCCGAGGGCGUCACACCUUCUUGGCUUUCCCAACUUUUGCGAACUAAAAUAUCCACCCAUGACUUUCAAAAAGAAACCAACAUUCAAUCCGGCUCUGGAUUUCUCAGCAGCAUGGUUCGUGUGACCUGUAAAUCUGAAGACGGGCAGAAUUUCAACCUAAUUGUCAAACUCCUCCCGGAGGACAGCACCAUGUUGGAACUUACAGUUUCCGAAGAGUUUGACAAAACGGAAGUCAACUUUUACAAGCAAGUUGUAACCGACUUGGUUAACAUCCUGCCAGAUUUGAACCAAUAUUUGUGCCAUUCUUACUAUGAACACGUUCAACAUGCAGAUGAAGAGAAACAUUUAAAAUAUACAUCCGUCCUGGUCAUGGAAGACUUGAAACCACGAGGCUAUUAUACCAUCAACUUUGCUGGGGAAGAGUCAAAGCAACAAUUUGAACAAGUGUUGGAAUUUAUGGCAAAGUUUCACUUUGCCGGGAUGGUGCUGGAGACCAAGAAGAAUGCCAAGUUGUGCCAGGUAUACAACUUUCUUCAAGGAGUAUCAGAUUCAGGACCUUCAAUGUUUUACGAAAUGUCGAAAGCCGGCUUUGUCGAAAUAAUUCAGCUUUUAUCCGAUCACGCAUCACCACCCCCGGUGAUUGAAGCUUACCGAAAAAUGGCCCCACAUUCUGAUACUAUCAUUAAAAAAGUACAAGAAGCCAGCAAAGAGUUUGCUUGUUUGAUUCACGGGGAUUUAUGGUCCAACAAUUGUCUUUUCAAUGAUGACCCCCAAUUCCACACCAAAAUCAUCGACUGGCAACUGCUGGGUUAUAAGGAUCCUAAUUAUGAUGUUGCAGUCACAAUAGUUUCCAGCAUUCCGGUGAAACAAUUGACUAAAGAAAAGGUCACGGAGAGUCUGAAGCAUUACUACGAGACGUUUCUGGCUGAAUGUGCAAAAUCUGGUGGAAAUCUGAGAACACGGGACUGGGAUCAAUUUUGCAAAUUCUUUUACACUUGGGGCAUGUCGUACACGAUGCUUUGGUUCCUCAUGGCGAGUGAUCCGUUCUCCUUGAAUGUUCCACGACUUGUAAAAAUUUACGAGUUUUUGAUUUUGGAAGCGAAUGUUCAUGAAUUUUUAUUGAGCCAAGUGGAGGAGGUGUAAUGUCCGAGCAGUGUCAAUUUUUUGUACAUAUUAUUCAGAUUUUUGGAAUAAAUCACUGUAUAUUACUGUUAA
Molecule: messenger RNA, 1437 nt
Organism: Folsomia candida
Lineage: Eukaryota; Metazoa; Arthropoda; Collembola; Entomobryomorpha; Isotomidae
Exons: 5
Coding region: 196-1365 (389 amino acids)
Source: RefSeq, a predicted model, not a curated record